This is a messenger RNA of Galleria mellonella (greater wax moth), 543 nucleotides long. It is a transcript of the gene Chrac-14, whose product is annotated as DNA polymerase epsilon subunit 3. Gene Ontology annotation, biological process: DNA damage response; heterochromatin formation; leading strand elongation. Gene Ontology annotation, cellular component: epsilon DNA polymerase complex; CHRAC. NCBI's taxonomy places the organism in Eukaryota, Metazoa, Arthropoda, Insecta, Lepidoptera, Pyralidae. The transcript has a single exon. The record is from RefSeq and is a predicted model, not a curated record. Gene Ontology annotation, molecular function: protein heterodimerization activity; chromatin DNA binding. The coding region runs from base 118 to 474 and encodes 118 amino acids.
AUGUCACAUUUGACAUUGACAUUUUGGCGCUAUAAAUUGUUUUGAUAUUUUAGAGGAAGUUUUGUUCGUUUUCUUACAAAUUUCGUAAUUUUUUAAAACCCAACAGUAAGUAGAAAUAUGGCAGAGAAAUUAGAAGAUUUAAAUCUUCCCUUAACUGUUGUAACUCGCAUAGUAAAGGAAGCUUUACCGGAGGGAGCCACAAUAUCCAAAGAAGCUCGCACGGGGUUAGCGAAAGCCGCCUCAGUUUUCGUCUUAUAUGUGACUUCUGCCGCAACAAAUAUUGUUAAAAACAAGAAAAGGAAAGCAUUAACCGGGCAGGAUGUGUUAGACGCCAUGAAAGAUAUAGAAUUCGACAGAUUUGUAGAGCCAUUGGGUGAGGCAUUUGAACAAUACAAAUUGGUAAUUUCCGCGCGAAAAUCUGGUGCCGGCAAAAAGAAAGACGAAGAGGAGAUAGAAACGAUAGAAGACGAUUAGUAUGUUUGUUUAGUGUUUAAUUUGUUUAUAAGUCUAUUGUGAGGUAAAUAAAAAUGAAUUUUAAAUUAA